AAAACGUGCUUUGUCUUGCGACAGUGUGAUAUCUGCAGGAGGAUUGUAGUAUCGUUGGGUAUUGGUCUGUUAUCGAUUGUAAGUCUCCCUUGCCGGAGGUGACAUCUAGUUAGUAAGACUAAAACUCUACACUGACUACUGUUUGUAAACAAGUGUACUGUAAACAGAAAGCAUUAUGUCGCGUGAUUGCAAGUAUUGUGGCAAUAAUAUUGUCACAGACAGUAUUAAGUGUCCAAAGUGUACUGCAUUAUAUCAUCCUGGAUGUAUAAAACAGACUAAGGUUCUACCAGAUGGUGGUUACCAAAAAUGUUGUGGCGUAAAAGUUACAUCCUCAUUGUCGGACCUUCGUGCGUUAAUCAGAGAGGAAAUUGCGGGUUUGACAACUGAAAUCAAGAAGGAUAUUAGUGAUCAAUUGAAACUGGUGGUCGAUGGUGUUGAAUCUCUCGCUGAAAAAGUUAACAGAAAUAACGAGUUACUUAAGAAUAGAAUUGAAGCUGUUGAGGAUGUCAAUAAAGUCCUUGUAACAAAUGUUGCGUCACUUGAAACUCAGGUUAAGAGUAAUGCUGACACUAUUGUAAAGAUCAAGAACCAAAUGGCAACGUCUGGUGGAGGAAAUGACUCAGCGAUCCUUGAGGAAGUUUAAGAAAGACUUGUGAGGCGCAAUAAUGUGAUAUUGUUUGGGGUACCUGAAUCAGCUGACUCCAGUAAGCAGGGCAGGGAAGACCAUGACUUUGCACUAGUAAGGAAAAUAUGCUCGGCCUUUGAGGUUGAUUCUGCAUCUGCAUCACAAUUCAGAAUCGGUAAAUAGUCACCUGCUCUAAUUAAACCGAGACCAAUUAAGCUUUCGUUUGAUAAUGCUACUUUCGCUGAAUUAUUGAUGCAGAGAUUGGCCAGGCUGAAGAGGUCCAAACAGCUUCCUUCAGAGCUGCUGAACGUAGCGCUAGCCAAAGACAGGACCAUAUUGCAGCGGAGGUAGCAGAAGGAGACCUGGUCAGAGUUUCAACGUCGCAAACAGAAUGGAGAAGCGAAUCUAAGGAUAGUGACCACGAAUGGGUCGACUUCCAUUGUCAGGACACCAGCUCAUCGCUCAACUCCGGAGAUAGAGAUCGGCAAUCGAUCUUAAAUGCAUCUUAUUUGCAGCAUAGUAUCUAUUAUCAAAAUGUGCGAGGAAUUAAAUCCAUACUUAAAACUGUAAUGUAUGAAACAGCCAAUAGGGACUUUGAUAUAUACGUAUUUACUGAAACUUGGCUACAUGAUAGUAUUUAUAACUCGGAACUUUUUGAUACUAAUCUAUUUUUUUGUUUUAGAUGUGACAGACGUGAAGCUUUCAG
Messenger RNA from Cotesia glomerata, 1331 nucleotides. RefSeq lists its product as uncharacterized. Bases 176 to 643 code for a protein of 155 amino acids. NCBI's taxonomy places the organism in Eukaryota, Metazoa, Arthropoda, Insecta, Hymenoptera, Braconidae. The transcript has 2 exons. The record is from RefSeq and is a predicted model, not a curated record.